Messenger RNA from Australozyma saopauloensis, 1836 nucleotides. RefSeq lists its product as uncharacterized. Lineage: Eukaryota; Fungi; Ascomycota; Pichiomycetes; Serinales; Metschnikowiaceae. The record is from RefSeq and is a predicted model, not a curated record. Bases 1 to 1836 code for a protein of 611 amino acids. The transcript has a single exon.
AUGACUGAAAUAGUUGAAUAUAACAAAUAUCUCCCUUCGUACCGUUCGCUCUUGAGUCCCAAUGCUCGGUAUGACUAUAAGACGCAUCUGCUUGUUCCAUUGACUCAACUGGAGAUCAAUAGCAUUGUGGCGCGGUUCCAGAAAAUCCAGCAAGCUAGCAAAAAGAAGACGUCUUUCAAAAUGAAAUAUCGCAGUCUUCUUACAGACGUUCUGCUUAAGGCGCUGCGCAUCUACCUGCUGACGAAACGGCCUCAGCUGCCCCAGACCUUGGCUGCAACACGCACUUUGUGGAACAGAUGCGUCUCUUUUACGCAGUUUCCGGUCGAAAUACAGGCUCUUAUCCUUGGCUAUGUAGACGAUCGCCUGGCGUAUCUCAAUUGCAUGUGCACAAGCCGUGGCAUGUAUCAGACGGUGAAGCCCUACUUGUAUCGCAAUGUGCUGUUUACAUCCACUUACCGGUUUGCUCAAUUCAUCUCCUGCCUUCGUCUUAAUUCAUCACUUGGACUCUAUGUGGUGAAUGUAGACUUGUCUACUGUUAAGUCUGGCUACACUGAGCUCGCCGAAGAGGAUCCGGAGAGAGAAGACGCAGAUGAGGCUGAGGAUAGCAUUUCUGAUCUCUUAUGUAAGACCCUUGCGGGUUGGCGUGACUGGAAGUAUAAGAAUAAUCCACUUUAUGCAUUGCAUCCUGCUCCAGCUGUACCUCUCACAAAAGUGCAUUCUGCUGUAUCGCUCCAUUCGCAGAGCGAACUGAAACGUUUGAAAUUGAGCAAAUACUUUAAGCGGAAGCGCUCUCAUUCUGAAGUCUCUCUUGCCGCUGCUGCUGCUGCUGCAAAUGCUUCUGGUGGCACAGCUGCCGCAUUUAACCAUCACAUGUUGCCAGCCAGUCUAGCAGGAGGAAAUUCACUCUCGCACCCCAAGAUAAACAAGUUUCUCUUGAAUUAUGCGCAGUCAAAGGAUGUUCCUACAGGAUAUGUCAUCCAUUUGAUUAAUAUGUGCCCCAACAUGGAAUCUUUAAAUCUCGCCAACUUGACUUUCUCGACUGAUUACCGAAUUAAGCCGGCUGUUCUUAGGCAAUAUCAACGAUACGAUCUCAUGAACAAUUAUCCGAAGGAUAUGAGACACACCAUUGACGAGAUUGGGCCUGUGCAAGCCCAAAACAUCUCAUCGCCGUUCUGGGCGCCUACUAUUCCCAAAAGCUCCGAUUUGGCUUCUUCUGCGUCGUCUGUCUUUUCACUUAGUACCUUGACUAAGCCGAUGUUGAAGUAUAACAGUCUCUUGCCGCCAUUGGGUCCGCCAGUGGCAGAACUUACCUAUUUGUCUAAGGGAGAUAAAAUGGUAUUUCUUAGUGACUUAAACUUACGUGCGAUUAAUGCUCAUCAUCUUGAAAGUAUUCUGUCUGAUGAGAUCUUUGCACGACUUGGUAGAUGCAGCUAUGCCUUGCGCGAUCUUAAUAUGUCUUCAAUGAUUUGGGUGAACUUGAAGUUUGUUCGCAAAUUCUUGCUCGACAUUCUCGCUGAUAGUUUGCUGACAAGCAUCGUGGAUGGAAAGGAGCGUAUUCUCUACAACGGGAACUCAUUUGAGAUCUCAGGAGACGAAGAACCUCAUCCCACAAUGUAUCAUAACCCAAAUGAAUUAUCUAAGCUUCGCAAACUUGAUCUCAGCAAUUCGGGAAUGUACAAGAGCUUGGGAUGGGCUCGCAAGAUUGACUUGUGCACCUACGAAGGCCAAAAGGCAUUAUACCGUAUACUUAAUGAAGAGGUCAUCACCGACUUCGAGGAGUACGUUGUGCGACAGAGAAUAAGAAGGGGCCGUCCUGGCGAAAACUACUUUGCUUGA